UUCAGCAAACUAAGAGGAAAUUUAUGUUGUUUGUUUUCACUUUUUUUUUCCAACGCAAAUUUCUAUUUUGAAAUUCGAACAAGUGCGAGAACACAAAGCAAAAUAAACACAAAAACCAUAGAAUAACAUAAAUCAAAUGAAGAGCCCUAAAUUCGGUAUAUAUUUUCGGAUUUUAGUUUUUCGCUGAAUUGCAAUUUGCAAUACGGUCAGUGUUGUCGGAAUGCACACACGAGUGCUGUGCACUCAAAGUAAUUAAAACAAAUAAAAAAAAAAAAAUUAAAAAAAAAUAUAUAUAAUAUAACCAAAUUGAAAUUCAUUGGAAUUCAAUGGCAAUGGCAAUGGCGUGUAAAAGUGAAUAUCGUUUAAUUAUUUUGAUUGCUAUUGCCGCGAUACUUCAUCAUCAUCAUGUCGAUGGACAGCAAAAAACAAACGUUGGUCUAAUUUAUGAAUCAACAAAUCCCGACAUGGAAAAGAUAUUUCAAAAGGCAAUUGAUGACGCCAAUGAAGUCAACGAAGACAUUAAACUAUCCGCCGUUACUGCUGCCAUAACUCCCGGAAAUGCCUUUGAAACCUCCAAAAAACUUUGCAAAAUGCUCCGAGGAGUUAAAAUCCAAUUUAUCAAGCAUUCCACAGUCAAGUGUAAUCGCGGUUUUCGGCCCAUCUACAACCGUGCCCGCCGCACAUGCCAUGAGCAUUUGCGAUGCCAAGGAAAUGCCAUUUAUGGAUACCCGCUGGGAUUUUUCCACACAAUUGCCUACCAUCAAUCUCCACCCACACCCAACCCAGAUAGCUGUCGUUCUACGAGAUAUAGUUACAACGCUUGGCUGGCGAGGAUUUACGAUUCUUUACGAAACUGGUGAAUAUCUGUCAAUUGUAAAUGAAUUACUUCAGCUCUACGGAACGGAUGGCCCAGUUGUUACACUGCGUCGUUAUGAGCUUGAUAUCCAAGGUAAUUACCGGAAUGUCCUGCGAAGAGUGAAAAAAUCCGAUGAUUUUUCCAUAGUAAUCGUGGGAUCCAUCGACACCCUGCCAGAGCUAUUCAAACAGUUGCAACAAGUGGGUCUCAUGAAUGAUGCAUACCGUUAUGUUAUUGGAAACCUUGACUUGCAAACUAUCGACCUGGAACCAUAUCAGCAUUGUGAUGCUAAUAUAACAGGCUUUCGAUUGGUUUCGCCGGAAAAUCAGCGUGUGGUUGAUAUUUUGAAAUCCUUUGAUGAAAGUGUGGAGGACCCUUUUCAAAAUGUAUCCUGUCCGAUGAGUGUUAACAUGGCCUUGGUUUAUGAUGGUGUGCAAUUAUUGGCAGAAACUUACAAACAUGUGAAUUUUCGUCCUGUUCAGCUGAAUUGCAAUGAAGUUAGCAGUUGGGAUAAGGGUUACACUUUAAUUAACUACAUGAAAUCGCUUUCUGUAUCAGGAUUAACUGGUGAAAUUAAAUUUGACAAUCAAGGUCUUCGGACGGAUUUUCAACUUGAGACUAUUGAAUUAAAUCCUUCGGGUUUGUCAAAUGUUGGUUCAUGGUCGACAAGUGAUGGAUUUAGUAUUAAUCGAAAACCUCCUCCAGUUGCGCUUGAAGUUGAUCAACGUUCGUUGGUGAAUAGGAGUUUUGUUGUUAUCACAGCUUUGUCUGAUCCAUAUGGCAUGCUAAAGGAAACAUCCGUUAGACUGGAAGGAAAUGAUCAAUAUGAAGGAUUUGGCAUUGAUCUUAUUGCAGAAUUGGGAAAUAAACUUGGUUUUAAUUUUACUUUUAGGCUACAAGAAGAUAACAAGUAUGGAUCGCUGGAUCCUGUUACAGGAAAAUGGAACGGAAUGCUUCUAGAAAUCUUAGAAGGGCGAGCUGACUUGGGCAUCACGGAUUUAACAAUGACAUCUGAUCGAGAAAGUGGUGUUGAUUUUACUAUUCCCUUCAUGAAUCUUGGAAUUGCAAUUUUAUACAAGAAACCAGUUAAGGAGCCUCCAAAACUUUUCUCAUUCAUGUCCCCAUUUUCGGGUGAGGUGUGGCUUCUGUUGGGAAUGGCAUACUUUGGAGUUUCAAUGAGUCUGUUUAUUUUGGGAAGAAUAUCGCCUGGUGAAUGGGAUAAUCCUUAUCCUUGUAUUGAAGAGCCAACAGAACUGGAAACACAAUUUAGUUUUGCAAAUUCAUUAUGGUUUACGAUUGGUGCCUUAUUGCAACAAGGAACUGAACUUGCUCCCAAAGCUCCAUCAACUAGAGCUGUUGCAUCAUUUUGGUGGUUCUUCACAUUAAUUUUGGUUUCAUCGUACACUGCUAAUUUAGCAGCUUUUCUCACAGUAGAAUCUUUGAGUACUCCAAUUGAAAAUGCUGAAGAUCUUGCGGCAGGAAAGGGAAAUGUUAAAUAUGGAGCGAAAAAAGGCGGAAGUACAUUUACAUUCUUUCAAGAUGCAAAAUACCCAACUUACCAGAAAAUGUAUGAAUUCAUGAAAGAAAACCCUCAAUACAUGACUUCAACCAAUAACGAAGGAGUUGAGCGUGUUGAAAAUGAGAAUUAUGCUUUUCUCAUGGAAUCAACAACAAUUGAGUACAUUAUUGAGCGAAAGUGUACACUAACUCAAGUUGGUGCAUUACUUGAUGAAAAGGGAUAUGGAAUUGCCAUGCGCAAAAAUAGUCCAUAUAGAGAUAUUCUAAGUCAAGCAGUUUUGGAGCUACAGGAACAAGGCGUUCUAUCAAAGUUAAAGACCAAAUGGUGGAAGGAAAAACGCGGUGGAGGAGCCUGUUCGCAAGGAGAUAGUAGCGGUGAAGCAAAAGGUUUGGGAUUGGCUAAUUUAGGAGGUGUUUAUUUCGUCCUGCUUGUUGGUUCUAUCCUUGCGAGUAGCAUUGGAGUUUGCGAAUGGCUUUUGAGUAUAUAUUUCAUAGCCCGAGAUAACAAGGUUUCAUUCAAGACCGAACUAAUGGAUGAACUUCGUUUUGUCAUGCAAUGUUCUGGAAAUACCAAAGCUGUUAAAUAUCCAAAAACAUCGGGAAGUUCAAGUUCCAGUUCGAGUUCUAGUUCGAAAUCAAAGAGAUCAUCUAUAACUAUUGAUUCGAUUGCAACAGAAAAUUUAGAUGACAGUAAGAUGCAUAAUCACAGUGAUCAUAACAAAAGUCACAAUCACAGUGAUCAUAAUAAAAGUCACAAUCACAGUGAUCAUAAUAAAGGCCAGAACCACAAGUAAACAAAAGUAUCUUUGAAAUUUUGCAUCAUCGAAUGUACUACAUUAUUUAUUAUUGUGUGUGAAAUUCUAGAGUUUAGAAUAAUAAAUUAGAAGUAGAAAGUUGUGUGACAUUUUACUUUCUAUAAUAAAAAAAUUUAAUAGUAACGUUUAA
Episyrphus balteatus (marmalade hoverfly) is the source of this 3319-nucleotide messenger RNA. Its product is annotated as glutamate receptor ionotropic, kainate 2-like. NCBI's taxonomy places the organism in Eukaryota, Metazoa, Arthropoda, Insecta, Diptera, Syrphidae. The transcript is spliced from 15 exons. Gene Ontology annotation, cellular component: postsynaptic membrane; plasma membrane. Gene Ontology annotation, molecular function: glutamate-gated receptor activity; transmitter-gated monoatomic ion channel activity involved in regulation of postsynaptic membrane potential. Gene Ontology annotation, biological process: synaptic transmission, glutamatergic; monoatomic ion transport; modulation of chemical synaptic transmission. Bases 559 to 3168 code for a protein of 869 amino acids. The record is from RefSeq and is a predicted model, not a curated record.